Anopheles bellator is the source of this 2025-nucleotide messenger RNA. RefSeq names its product ATP-dependent RNA helicase vasa. Gene Ontology annotation, molecular function: RNA binding; ATP binding; RNA helicase activity. The record is from RefSeq and is a predicted model, not a curated record. Lineage: Eukaryota; Metazoa; Arthropoda; Insecta; Diptera; Culicidae. Gene Ontology annotation, cellular component: nucleus; P granule. The transcript has 4 exons. Gene Ontology annotation, biological process: gamete generation; cell differentiation. Bases 189 to 1820 code for a protein of 543 amino acids.
GCCGGUUGCUCAGCUAUUGGGAGCAGCGACAGUGUGUCCGGUGGUCGUUGCAUUUAGUGUGUGUUGAUGGGCUCCGAUGCCCUGCGCAACCGACGGUUGAGCUUAAAGUUGAAGGCGUCCGAGUGACCACGAUCUCUUUCACAGGUCUUUUAGUGUGGAGUGUACAGCUGCUUUUGGAUUGAGAAGAAAUGAGUGAUCUAGAAUGGGAAGAAGAGGCAAGUGACGGACGAAGCUUCGACAAUUUUGACGACAGGACAAAUGCAGACAACAAUGGAUACUGCGAAGAUCGUGGUGGCCGAGGCGGAAGAGGAGAACGAGGAGGACGAGGAGGUCGAGGAGGGAGAGGAGGGAGAGAAUUCCAACAACAACGUGACUUGGACGAUGCUAAGUUGGACCGGCCGAGGGAGGUAUACAUCCCGGCGUUGCCAACAGAGGAUGAGGAUGAAAUUUUUGGUUCCGGCAUCAGUUCGGGAAUCAAUUUUGAAAACCUCAACGAUAUCGAGGUUUCUGUUACGGGCGAGGAUCCUCCGGAACCCGUGCAAAGUUUUCAUGCAUCUGGAUUGCAUGAAAACUUACUUAACAACAUCCGCAAGUCGGGGUACAAAAAGCCGACCCCAAUCCAGCGACAUGGCAUUCCGGUAGUUCUCGCUGGGCGGGAUUUGAUGGCUUGUGCACAAACGGGGUCGGGCAAGACGGCAGCCUUCAUGCUGCCUAUGAUAAACAGAUUAUUAGAAAUGAACCUGAAUAUGCAAAGCCCCGACCCGUAUGUGCUGAUAGUCGCCCCGACUCGUGAGUUAGCGAUCCAGAUUCGCGACGAAGGGAGAAAAUUUGCCCACACCAUUCAAGGAAUGAUGCUGAAGGUUGGAAUAUUAUACGGUGGCGCAGACUCGCGUAGUCAACUGCAAGCUAUUGCCGGCGGAUGCCAAAUAUUGGUCGCAACACCGGGCCGUUUAAACGACUUUGUCCGGCAGGGGUACGUCAGCUUUAGAAACGUACGAUUUGUUGUCCUCGACGAGGCGGACCGCAUGCUCGAUAUGGGAUUUCUGUCCUCAAUCGAUGAAAUAAUGAAACAUCCGACAAUGACCCCGAAGGAGAACCGCCAGACGCUCAUGUUUUCGGCCACAUUUCCGUCCGAAAUUCAAGAGCUGGCGGGUAAUUACCUCGAUAAUUACGUUUACAUCGCCGUCGGCAUCGUUGGGGCUGCGUGCAGUGACGUGGAGCAGGUGAUCUACGAAGUGUCCAAAUUCGACAAGCGCCAAAAGCUGGAGGAAAUCCUGGGGAGCGCUGAUCCGACUGGCACGCUCGUGUUUGUCGAGACGAAGCGGAACGCCGAUUUUCUCGCGUCGUUCAUGUCCGAGACGAACUUUCGAGCCACUUCAAUUCAUGGCGAUCGCUUGCAGCGCGAACGCGAAGAGGCGCUGGCACAAUUUAAAACUGGCCGCAUGAAAGUGCUGAUUGCGACGUCGGUGGCGGCACGCGGUCUUGAUAUGAAGACCGUGAACCAUGUGAUCAAUUACGAUCUACCUUCCAGAAUCGAUGACUAUGUUCAUCGUAUCGGUCGAACCGGCCGCGUCGGAAAUAAGGGCCGGGCUACUAGUUUCUACGAUCCCAGAGGAGACGCUCCCAUUGCUAGUGAUCUAGUGCAGAUUCUUCGGCAAGCAGGACAGCCGGUGCCGGACUUUUUAGUAGGACUCGGUGGGGAUGGAUUGGACGCGGUUGAUGGGUCACCCAGCUUUGGUGGGCGCGAUAUUCGCGACUCAUUCGGGAGUCGGGCCAAUGCCCAACCAUCUGCUUUGGAACCGGAGGAGCAGUGGGAUUAAUUGUGCGGGAGGAUAUUUAAGUUAAGAUUGUUUUCUCCUUAUUUUAAUAAUGUAGUCGCGAGCAUAGUUGGUGUGCCCGGGGCUCAUUUGACUCUAUUGCGUUCCUUCAACAAAGGAGUUAAGAACUCACUCUCGCAUCUAGCAGAUGCGUUAUAGAAUUUAAUUGAUCGAUUACUACUUUGUAAUAAACACUAUUGAAAUAAUU